UGGAAAUGUAAAUUAGAGCAUUUGCAGAAAAAAGGCGGUAUGGUUGAUGAGUCUACAAUACACCAAAACCAUGCUGAUGCUAUUGAUGCAAGAAUCCAAUGGAGUGACUUAGAAAGUGCUUUUAAAAACCGAAUGAGAACUGGAAUGAUUAUUAAUAUAUUACAUAAAAAUUUAGAUUUAUUUCUUGAAGAUGCAAAAAUGAUGUUGAUUGAUCGUUUAGAGAAUGAAUUAACCAAAAAGAGCGCUAUUAAACUUAAUACAAUUUUGGUUUGUAAUUUUCAAAUUGUUAAACAAGAAGAAAUAUGGAAAUAUUGCAAUCAUCAAAUCUUGAUGAUAUUUUAUCAAAUAACUUUGAGAUACUUAAAGCUGAUCUGGAAGAGAAAGAAAUGCGUGGUUCAGGUUGGACCUUGCAUGAAAUUCUACAUUUAGAAAUAAAUAUAAACGACUAUGUACCUUUACGUGGUGGUUCAUCAACUUUUAUUGAAAUGCCUGAUUGGAUUAUAAAAACAAAAUCAGUUGUAAACGUUAUAAAUUAUAAAGAUAAUUAUUGCUUUAUUUGGAGUGUGUUAGCUGCAAUGCACAAGGUUCCACAUCCAAACAGAGUCACAUCAUAUGAGAGAUACAUGAAUGAUUUAAAUCUGGAUGGAAUAACAUUUCCAAUGAGUUGGUGUAAAAUAAAACAAUUUGAAAAAAAUAACAAUUUGAAAAUAAAUGUAUAUGGCAUUGAUAACACUGAUGAUUUAGAUGAUGAAUCCAAUGAUGAAGAAGGCGAUAGCGUUGAUGAUUCAAAUGGUACAAAUAAGAAAAAAAAAAGAGACGUCAAGAAAGGAUUGUUCCAUAUUAUUUGGGUAAUAAUGAUGCAUCAAAUCAUCCAACAAUUCAUCUUUUAAUUAUUGAAAAGCCUGAGAAAAAAGUUGAUGGAUUCCAAGAUGAAUCAGCAGAUGAAGAUGAUG
This is a messenger RNA of Aphidius gifuensis, 953 nucleotides long. RefSeq lists its product as uncharacterized. The transcript is spliced from 2 exons. Bases 303 to 890 code for a protein of 195 amino acids. The record is from RefSeq and is a predicted model, not a curated record. NCBI's taxonomy places the organism in Eukaryota, Metazoa, Arthropoda, Insecta, Hymenoptera, Braconidae.